This is a messenger RNA of Penicillium waksmanii, 1539 nucleotides long. It is a transcript of the gene phzA, whose product is annotated as putative serine/threonine protein phosphatase. The transcript has 3 exons. Gene Ontology annotation, cellular component: cytoplasm; nucleus. Lineage: Eukaryota; Fungi; Ascomycota; Eurotiomycetes; Eurotiales; Aspergillaceae. Bases 1 to 1539 code for a protein of 512 amino acids. The record is from RefSeq and is a predicted model, not a curated record. Gene Ontology annotation, molecular function: protein serine/threonine phosphatase activity.
AUGGGUCAGUCGCAUUCCAAGGGAAACGCCGCGGGCGACCCGUUGCAGUCGUACCCGUCCUUUUCGAAAUCCGACACGAAAGAAUCAAUCCGUUCCUUCCGUGGAUCCAUUCGCUCCAAAAUCCGGAGCUCCGACAGCCCUCGGGGAUCGACUACCGCCCUCUCUCAGACCGACAGCCAAGGUGACCGCUCCGAUGCCGGUUCAAUCAGGUCCGCUAAAUCGUCCGGUAGUCGCCCCGGCUCCAACGCCGGCCUUUCCUCACCAGGCUCGGAAGGCCCUUCGCGAACAGGCUCUCCCGAACCCCCACCAUCGCCAUCGCUGUCAACCAGCCUGCAGCGUGGUCAUAAAGAUGUGAAUGCAAUGCAACAGAGUGGCGAGGUCGACCAUGUUUCGGAAGGUCCUCCUCAGGGCGGUCCGCCCUCAGGCCCUGGAGGUGUGGCUGGCGAAUCCAUCUUGAUUAAGAAGCCGAACCAGGUAAAUCCGAUAUUGGAUUUCAUCCUCAAUGCGCCACUUGAGACAUCCGGAUCCCCCGGCAUGGGUAUGGGCGCUCUGAAGUCCAUUGAUCUCGACGAUAUGAUUUCGCGGCUCCUGGACGCAGGCUACUCCACCAAGGUCACAAAGACCGUUUGCUUGAAGAACGCUGAGAUCACUGCUAUCUGUUCGGCAGCCCGGGAGACUUUUCUAUCUCAACCUGCGCUGUUGGAAUUGGCUGCCCCUGUCAAGAUCGUUGGUGAUGUUCAUGGUCAAUAUACCGAUCUGAUUCGUCUUUUCGAGAUGUGUGGAUUUCCACCUCAAUCCAAUUACCUCUUCUUGGGCGAUUAUGUCGACCGUGGAAAGCAGAGUCUUGAAACUAUUCUGCUUUUGCUGUGCUAUAAGCUGAAAUACCCCGAGAAUUUCUUUUUGCUUCGCGGCAACCAUGAGUGUGCUAAUGUUACCCGAGUUUAUGGGUUCUAUGAUGAAUGUAAGCGACGCUGCAAUAUCAAGGUUUGGAAGGGUUUCAUUGAUACAUUCAACUGCCUUCCUAUUGCAUCCAUCGUCGCAGGAAAGAUUUUCUGUGUUCAUGGCGGUCUUUCACCAAGUCUCUCGCACAUGGAUGAUAUUCGAGGAAUCGCACGGCCCACCGAUGUACCCGAUUAUGGGUUGCUAAACGAUCUUCUUUGGAGUGAUCCUGCAGAUAUGGAGGAGGACUGGGAGCCCAACGAGCGCGGUGUGAGCUAUUGCUUUGGAAAGAAAGUCAUUAUGAACUUUUUGCAACGCCAUGACUUUGAUCUUGUGUGCCGUGCACACAUGGUAGUAGAGGACGGGUAUGAAUUCUAUCAGGACCGGGUCCUCGUGACUGUGUUCUCAGCACCCAAUUAUUGCGGCGAGUUCGACAACUGGGGUGCAAUUAUGUCGGUCUCGGGUGAGCUCCUCUGUAGUUUCGAGCUAUUGAAGCCCUUGGAUUCGACCGCAUUGAAGAAUCACAUCAAGAAGGGUCGCAACAAGCGAAACAGCUUGUUGAGCAGUCCGCCUGCAAUCCCAUCCGCCCAAAGUUUCUAA